AUGGAUUCCGCCGUCGACAUGAACGACGCCUCCAAGGUGUUGGACCUGUCUCGGAUUCGCUUCCAGUUGAUUCGCCUGGAAGACACAAUCACCUUUCAUCUGAUUGAGCGCGUCCAAUUCGCCCUGAACAAGACAAUCUACACGCCCGGCGCCAUCAAGAUCCCCAACAGCGACCUCUCCUUCUUCGACUGGUACUUCUUCGAGCAGGAAAAGCUGCAGUCUCUCAUCCGCCGCUACGAAUCCCCCGACGAGUACCCCUUCUUCCCGGAUGCCGUGCAGACCCCGAUUCUCAAGCCCCUCAACUACCCCAAGAUCCUGCACCCCAACGACGUCAACGUCAACGACAAGAUCAAGCAGUUCUACAUUGAAAAAUUCCUGCCCGCCGUGUGUCCCGACUUUGGACGCCAGGACCGCGGCGAGUCGCAGGAGAACUACGGGUCCGCCGCCACGUCAGACUUUGCGUGCCUGCAGGCCCUCUCGCGGAGAAUUCACUUUGGAAAAUUUGUUGCCGAGUCCAAGUAUCGCUCGGAUCCCGAAAAGUACAACAAGCUGAUUCUGGCGAAUGACCGGCUGGGCAUCGGGGAGAGCAUCACCAACAAGGCUGUCGAGAAGUCUGUCCUCGCGAGGUUGCGCUUGAAGGCGCUGACAUAUGGAAAGGACCCGUCCAUCUCAGAUGACUCCGACGAGCACGUCAAGAUUGACGUGGAUGCCGUCGUGGCCAUGUAUGAGGACUUUGUGAUUCCGUUGACCAAAGAGGUCGAGGUGGAGUAUUUGAUGCAGCGGCUGAAGGGGCAGCAAUAA
This is a messenger RNA of Metarhizium album ARSEF 1941, 801 nucleotides long. Its product is annotated as chorismate mutase. NCBI's taxonomy places the organism in Eukaryota, Fungi, Ascomycota, Sordariomycetes, Hypocreales, Clavicipitaceae. Gene Ontology annotation, cellular component: cytoplasm. Gene Ontology annotation, biological process: aromatic amino acid biosynthetic process; chorismate metabolic process. Gene Ontology annotation, molecular function: chorismate mutase activity. Bases 1 to 801 code for a protein of 266 amino acids. The record is from RefSeq and is a predicted model, not a curated record. The transcript has 3 exons.